Phragmites australis (common reed) is the source of this 1839-nucleotide messenger RNA. RefSeq names its product serine carboxypeptidase-like 27. Lineage: Eukaryota; Viridiplantae; Streptophyta; Magnoliopsida; Poales; Poaceae. Gene Ontology annotation, biological process: proteolysis. Bases 246 to 1616 code for a protein of 456 amino acids. Gene Ontology annotation, molecular function: serine-type carboxypeptidase activity. Gene Ontology annotation, cellular component: vacuole. The record is from RefSeq and is a predicted model, not a curated record. The transcript is spliced from 9 exons.
GGUGGCGUGAGGACCAAAAAUCCCUACUUAAAUCAAGGAAAAUUGGCAAGCAAUCUCUCUGGCCAGCAGCAGCAGGAGUGCUGUUGCGUACUGAGCAAGUGCAAGGUCUCUGCUUUGCAAGCUCGGCUCCACUACUGCCACUCCAAUCCCCCGUGUUUGAAAGAUCUUUGGGGGGAGCUGCAUUGUCAUCAGGCCGCUGCCCAAGCGGCUACCAGUCUAGCCAUUGGAGCUUGUCCCUAGUGGCAAUGGCUCACAAGGUCGCGGCUUUGGUGCUGCUACUACUAGUGUCAGUGGUGGGGCUAGCGGCCCUGGCCUUGGCCGACCAAGAGAGCGACCGGAUCCGGGAGCUCCCGGGCCAGCCGCCCAACGUGGGGUUCUCGCAGUACUCCGGCUACGUCACCGUCAACCCGGCGCGAGGCCGCGCGCUCUUCUACUGGCUCGUGGAGGCGGUGCCGGCGGCCGGACCCAUAGCGCCGCUCGUCCUCUGGCUCAACGGCGGGCCCGGGUGCUCGUCGGUCGGCUAUGGCGCGUCCGAGGAGGUCGGCCCGUUCCGCAUCAGGCCCGACGGCGAGACGCUGUACCUGAAUCCCAAUUCUUGGAACAAGGCGGCCAAUUUGCUCUUCUUGGAGUCGCCGGCUGGGGUAGGGUUCUCCUACUCGAACUCGUCGCUGGAUCUGUACACCGCAGGAGAUGCAAAGACAGCACUGGAUGCCUAUGCUUUUCUAGUAAACUGGCUGGAGAGAUUCCCACAGUACAAGUACAGGGAGUUCUACAUUGCUGGAGAAAGUUACGCAGGGCAUUAUGUUCCCCAAUUAGCUCACCUCAUAUAUGAAAAGAACAAGGGCAUUCAGAGUCCUACAAUUAAUUUCAAAGGAUUCAUGGUGGGGAAUGCGGUGACCGAUGACUACCAUGACUAUCUUGGUACAUUUGAGUAUUGGUGGACUCAUGGUCUGAUCUCUGACAAAACUUAUCACAACUUGAAAACGACAUGCUUGCUUGAUUCUUCACAGCACCCUUCUCCUGAAUGUGUCAAGAACCUGAAUCUAGCCAGUGCUGAAGAAGGCAAUAUCGAUCCUUAUAGUCUGUAUACAAAGCCAUGCAAUGACACAGCCUCUCUCAAACUUGGCUUGGGAGGAUGCUAUCCUUGGUUGUCCAGAGCCUAUGAUCCUUGCACUGAGAGAUAUGCAAAUAUUUACUACAAUCGGCCAGAAGUGCAGAUGGCAUUACAUGCUAAUACUACUGGAAUUCACUACCCUUGGAAAACAUGCAGCGAUAUUGUCGGAUCCUAUUGGGCAGAUUCCCCUAAAUCUAUGCUUCCAAUCUACCGAGAAUUGAUCGCAGCUGGUAUCAGGAUAUGGGUUUUCAGUGGGGAUACAGAUGCUGUAGUUCCUGUAACUGCAACAAGAUACUCGAUUGAUUCCCUCAAGCUUCCAACACUAGUCAAUUGGUUCCCUUGGUAUGACCAUGGAAAGGUUGGAGGUUGGAGUCAAGUAUAUAAAGGACUAACUCUCGUAACCAUAGCAGGUGCAGGACAUGAAGUACCUCUGCACCGGCCUCGACAAGCUUUGAUAAUGUUCAGGCACUUCUUGCAGAAUACACCAAUGCCAACACAAUAGCUACUUGAAGCAGAAUUUAUAGUGUAAACUAUCAUGAUCAUUUUUAAUGUUUUUAAAAUUCUUUUUUACUUGAUUUGAUUGUUACAACAUAUUAUUCAAUUAUCUCGAUUGAAUGUAUGUAUGUCUUUUAGCAAAUCGGGAUACCUGGCAUUUGUACUGCUGAAGCUAAAGAGCUCCUCUGUAUAUGAUAAUGAUAAUGAUAAUGAUAUUUAGCAGUGCCAUC